Molecule: messenger RNA, 2172 nt
Organism: Pipra filicauda (Wire-tailed manakin)
Lineage: Eukaryota; Metazoa; Chordata; Aves; Passeriformes; Pipridae
Product: zinc finger protein CKR1-like
Exons: 3
Coding region: 680-2074 (464 amino acids)
Biological process (GO): regulation of immune system process; regulation of cytokine production; negative regulation of transcription by RNA polymerase II
Source: RefSeq, a predicted model, not a curated record
GCGGAUUUUUGGCUCACCCACCGGGAGGGGGGGGGGGUGUCCCGCUGCCCCAGGACCCCCAUCCCGGGCUGGGGGGUGUCCCGGAGAUCCCCUUCCCAUAUUUCCCAUAUUUCCCACCCUGUCCCUGCUCUCCCGACCCCUCCCCAGCAGGGUCGGGGGUCCCCAAAUUCUCGGGUACCACCGGGGGGGGGGGUGUCCCGCUGCCCCAGGACCCCCAGCCCGGCCUGGGGGGGGGUUGUCCCGGAGAGCCCCUUCCCACCUUUCCCACCCCGACCCUGCCGGGGGUCCCCAAAUUCCUCGGGUCCCACCCGGGAGGGUCCAUCGGGGUGAUGGAGCCGGAGCGGGGCGGGGUCCCCUGAGCCCCGCACGGUGCCGGGGGGGCCCGUGGGAGGUUUUUUUUGGGGGGGCUGAUGGUUGAGUUACCUCUAGAGGGCUCUGGGUGAGCGAGCUCGGCUGCUCCUCUCGGCAUCUCCUCCCUCCCGGAUACCGGCUCCGGGUUUCCGGAGCUCAAACCCGGCCCGAAACCCCCCUUUGUGUCCUGCCGAGGGGGGGGAUUUGAGGUCCUGGGGGGUCCCCGGGGGUCCCGCCUGGGAAGGGAGGAGCCUUUUCCCCAAGGAAACCCCCGUGGAAGCGGCUCCGGGAUCGGCAGGCAGGCGAUUUUUGGGAUCGUUCUCCCGCCAUGGAGCCCUGGGCGCCGCUGGACCCGCGGCAGAAGGAGCUGUACCGGGACGUGAUGCACGAGAGCUACGAGACCCUCCUGUCCCUGGCAGCUCAGGGGCUGCUGAGCGAAAAGGCGGCGGUGGAAGACGCCGGAGCAGCCGAGCCCGCCGAGGGUCCGGGGGCGGUCUCGGAGCGGGAGAAGCCCCUCGGCUCCCACCGGCGCAAAGCCAAGCGCCCGGACCGGGCCGUGCCCCCCGGAACCCCGGCGGCGGUGCCCAAACCCGAGCCCGAGGAGGGGCCGUGCCGGGAUCGGCCCUUCGGCUGCGCCGACUGUGGGAAGAGCUUCCCGUGGGCCUCCCACCUGGAGCGGCACCGGCGCGUCCACACCGGGGAGAGGCCCUUCGGCUGCCCCGAGUGCGGCGAGACCUACAGCCAGAGCUCGCACCUGCGGCAGCACCGGCGCGGCCACGCCGGCGACCGCCCGCACCGGGGAGGCCGGGGCGGCGGCCAGCGCUUCGCCGGCGCGGCCCCGCGGCCCCACCGCUGCGGCGACUGCGGCAAGGCCUUCGCCUGGGCCUCGCACCUCGAGCGGCACCGGCGCGUCCACACCGGCGAGCGGCCCUUCGGCUGUGCCGAGUGCGGCGAGCGCUUCAGCCAGGCCUCCCACCUGGCCAAGCACCGGCGCGGCCACUCCGCCGCCGCCGAGCGGCCUCACCGCUGCCCGGCCUGCGGCAAGACCUUCCGGCAGAGCGCGGAGCUGGCGCGGCACCGGGGCGCCCACCUGGGCCGGCGGGCCCUGCGCUGCGGCCACUGCGGGCGGCUGUUCCGCGCCGGGCCGGCGCUGGCGCGGCACCAGCGCCGCCACCACCGGCCCGAGCGCUCGCACCGCUGCGCCGACUGCGGCAAGGCCUUCGUGUGGGCCUCGCACCUCGAGCGGCACCGGCGCGUCCACACCGGCGAGCGGCCCUUCCCCUGCGGCAGCUGCGGCGGGCGCUUCGCCCAGAAGGCCCACCUGCUGCAGCACCGCAAGACCCACUCGCCCGACCGGCCCUACAAGUGCGGCGACUGCGGGAAGCGCUUCGGCGAGGCCGCCCCGUUCCUGGCGCACCAGCGCGGCCACGCCGCCCGCAAGGGCUUCGCCUGCGGCCUCUGCGGGAAGGGCUUCGCCUGGGCCUCGCACCUCGAGCGCCACCGGCGCGUCCACACCGGAGAGAGGCCCUUCGGCUGCCCCGAGUGCGGCGAGGCCUUCAGCCAGGCCUCCCACCUCGCCAAGCACCGCCGCAGCCACCUCCACAAGGCCGCAGGGCCACCCCUCGCCGGGACCCGGCCCCAGGUCGGGGACGAGCCCCAAGUCAUCACGGACUCACCGGGAGCUCACGGCGCCGAGGAGGCCUCGGGGGCCGAGACCCCCUGAAGGGCUGAGACGCCCUGAAGGACCAAGACCCCUCCCUUGGAGUGACGGAGGAGCCCUGAGGGGCCAAGACCCCUUCAAGGACCGAGACCCCCUGAAGG